Haliotis rufescens (red abalone) is the source of this 5898-nucleotide messenger RNA. RefSeq names its product partitioning defective 3 homolog. The record is from RefSeq and is a predicted model, not a curated record. Gene Ontology annotation, molecular function: protein binding; phosphatidylinositol binding. Gene Ontology annotation, cellular component: apical junction complex; adherens junction; cell cortex. The transcript has 24 exons. NCBI's taxonomy places the organism in Eukaryota, Metazoa, Mollusca, Gastropoda, Lepetellida, Haliotidae. Bases 584 to 5254 code for a protein of 1556 amino acids. Gene Ontology annotation, biological process: establishment of cell polarity; intracellular protein localization; cell adhesion.
AAAUGUAAUCAAGGCCUAUAGAGGAAGUCGCUAGCAAUGGGUCAUGAAAACACGAAGAUUGACACGAAAUUGGGGGUGAUGUAGGGCACUAAGGGCCUCAAUUACGGGAUGAUCGUGUAAUAACAACACCUGUUCUUAAUCGACCUCCAACCAGGCGCCGUAUAACGAGGAUACGGGGGUAAAUUCAUUCAGAGAACAAAGUGAAAAGGAAGACUGUCAAUUCGAGUGGAUUCGUCUCCUCUGCAUGGGAAAUUCUUGAUGAUUGCAGACUAAUUAUCGAUGUGGGAAUGAGGAAGAGCUUCGACUUAGGACCAUUACUACAACGGGCCGUGGAGUAUGGGGCCAUGUGAUCCUCACAGAGUGAGAGACGGAGUAUCAACUUACAAGCGAACGCUCGGAUGAGGUGUUAUGAGGAAGAGAGCGACCUGUGGCCGAUUCAGAGGACGGCAGUUUAAUUUUAAGUUUUCGUGUAUUCUUGAUAUUGUACUGGAUUAUUUAACUUCAUAAAUUCGUCGGUAACCUUCUAAAUGUUGCACAGAUCGAACCAUUUUCGCUUGGAAAGUUUUAUGUGCAAAUUCUGCUCAUGAAGGUGACAGUUUGUUUUGAAGAAGUGCGAGUGAUCGUACCGUGUGGCGAUGGCGAGAUCUUGGUUCGAGAACUCAUUGAUAAAGCGAUUACUAGAUACAAAAAAGCAACGGGAAAGAGCAACAACCACUGGGUGUCUGUCCACAAUGUCAAGGCCAUUAGUGGAGGCGGUAUCCUUGACCCUGAUGACCAGCUCAAUGAUGUGGUGGACGACAGAGAGCAGUUGAUAGCCGACUAUGAGGAGCAAGGACGCCCGGGACUGCACCACAACGGCGGGGAUGGGGCCUCCGCCUCCUCCACGGGGACUGCCAGUCCCGAUAUCUUCCAGACAGGGGACCUUUCCAAUGCCAUACACAGACCGUUUCCUAUCUCACUACAGAACGGCAAGACGGACGUCAUCGUUACUCCGAGGGAUUUGUCUCUAGGUACAUCUCUGACAGUACGGCGGGGCAGUGAGCCAGCUCUCAACCUACUGAUCGAUGAAGGCCCACUUGAAAACGGAGACACAAGUCUUGCACUUGGCCGAGGAAGGAAGGAAUCUCACCAGGAGAGUGAUGAACCAAGAUCAGAAUCUGAGUCGGAUGAUGAACAGGUCAUUUCUCGGCCAAAGGAUCCCAAAGAAAAGAGUCCACUGUCACGGUUUCAGCGUGACUCCAAGCGGCAGUCUCUCAGCAACAACCCUGAAAUGUACAGAUGGCUGGACGCCCACGACAACCAACAGGACCGUCUCAAACAGCAGGUGGUUGUGGAGAGGAAAGGUCCAAUAGGUGGCAGUGGUACUGAAGCCGACCUGAAACCUCAACACAAAGACAGUGAUGGUGCUAUUAUUAUUGUGCUGAGGAAUGAUGGAGGGCCUCUCGGAAUACAUGUCAUCCCCGACAUCGAUGAUGACGGAAAAGAGUUGGGGCUGGUGCUACAGGGUAUUGAGAAGGGAGGCCGUAUUGAACGAGAUGGGAGAUUACGGGUGAAUGACAGGAUCAUCGAGAUCAACGGCAAAAACCUGGAAGGAGUCAGCUUCGACAGUGCCCAAAGAAUAUUUCGUGACGCUAUGAGAACAGCAGAAGUAAGACUGAAAGUUGUGAAACAUCGAGCUCCUCCCCCACUGCCAAAACAACCACCGCCCCUCAUGCCAAAACCCAAAGGUCAUGCGCCAGUGAAACCUUCACCUUUGACCCUUCCCCCACCCAAGGGAGAUAACUCUCUUCCCUCAAGUCCAGAAAAGACAAGCUCUCCAUUGGAGGGGGGAAAGUCUUUAAUAAAUAAUAACAAUGUGAAUGAAAAGAAUGUAAACCUGAACAUGAUGAACAAUAAUCAAGGCAAUCAAAUCCCGGGUUCCCCUCUUCCACCACGAGACAAGCUGCCUAUCCAACCAGGUCCUCCACUGAAGGUGGCAUCGCCUACCAAGAAAACACCGCCGGCUGUUCCCCAGCGCCACCCGUCCACAACGUUGUCAGCACCAAAAGAACAAGCAAUCAACACUCUCACAAAUACUCGCAAAAUUGGAAGGAAAAUCCAGAUUCAGUUGCAGAGAGGUGCUCUCGGACUUGGGUUCAGCAUCACGUCGAGAGACAACCCCACGGGGGAGAGUCCCAUCUACAUCAAGAACAUCCUAGCCAAGGGGGCAGCAGUGCAGGACGGAAGACUCAAGCCAGGAGACAGGUUGUUGGAGGUGAACAGCGUGGAGAUGACAGGCAAGUCCCAGAGUGAGGCUGUGAGUCAGUUGCGAAGUAUCCCAGAAGGCCACAUGUGUAAUCUGGUCGUGUCAAGACAGGAAGUUGUGGACGAGCUGUUUCGCAUGCCCCGAGAGCUGAGCGAUGAAAAAACACCCCCUGUCUUGCAGCCCGGGGAAGCUACAGUGGAGGAUGCCGCUGUCCCUAACAUGAAAAACAAGGAAGUGAUCAAAUUCGAAAUCCCACUAAACGACACCGGGUCAGCCGGGCUCGGCGUCAGCGUCAAAGGAAAGACAUCAAGUACAGCAGAGGGAACCAAAGAUUUAGGAAUUUUCAUUAAAUCUGUGAUGAAUGGUGGUGCAGCCUCCAAGGACGGACGUCUGCUCAUCAAUGACCAACUUCUAGAGGUUCACGGCAUCCCACUGACCAACAUGUCCAAUGUCAAGGCCAUGGAUCAGCUUCGACGUGCCAUGCAAAUUGACGGACCAAUGUGUGGAUUCAUUUUGUUGACAGUUGCUAGGAAAAUCGGUGCUCCUUCUCCGUUUCAAUCAAGUGAAAAUUCACUGGACACAACCGACGGAAGUCAGUUUGAAGUGCUUAACCAUGGGAUAACGAUAUAUGGGGAAAAGAGUCAUAGUCGGUCCUCUAGUGGGGAUAAUGGCAUCUUCACAAGGGGAGAUAAUUCUGGUCAAACAAGGGGAGAUAAGUCUGUCCGAACAAGGUCUGAUGCUGGCGGGAAUGAACAGCCAAAUGGUGUUAAUAGGACUAAGCCCUCCAAUUUGGCUGUGGAUAGGCUGAUUACUGGUGAUGGCGGAAAUGGGUUGCGUAACGAGUCCUACAACAGGGCAACGCAUGAAAGUUUCGAGGUGACGCCGGAGAGUUCCCCUGCCAAGCCGUCACAGCCGGGUAAAGUGGGUGGACCUAUACGACAAGAUGUUGUCAUCAUUGAGGAUGAUAUGUAUGCCAUACCAAGAAAGCGGCAGCCACCGCCACGGCCCCAUUCCACAUUGGGGAUCCCCCACAUUUCCCCCUCCCACUCUCGGAGCUCCAGCUUGGAGGACUACAACGACCGCCAACACCAUCGCGAGUCAGCCAGUGACUGGAGCAGCGAACUGCAGGAGCAUGAUGAACUGAGCCCUACAGGAGACUUUGAGUUCCACAGAGAAGGCUUUGGGCGCCAGAGCAUGUCAGAGAAACGGAAAGGUCACAUCGACCCUCGGGGAAGCGAGUUCUAUCAGCGAGUCAAGGAAACAAGGGACACCAAAGAGAAAUUUCAGGCUCGGAGAGUUCAGUCAUUUCAUGUAUCAGAAAAGCAUUAUGCUGUGCUGCUUGUUAGUCUGUUCGUUUGGUCACUGUAUAUAUUGAGUUUUGUUUUUAAAGCAUGUAUGAGCAAUGUUGUUUUGUUAUUGUUGCUGACAAGCAUGUGUUUACCAACAGGCCUGACUGAGCCCUGGGACUUGCAUGAAGACUCACCGAGACUGAAACCCAGUGGUUCCAUGGAGUCGCUGUUGUCAAAUAGAACUAACAACAAUCUGCAUGAACCCACCCACCCCAGUCAGCACAACCGCCCCUUUGCUCAAGCCCAGACUCGGCAGUCAAACCUCAAACGAUCGUCCUCUUUCGAAGACUUGGCCUCUGAUAAUGUUCCUCAGAUGGAAGUGGAGGAGAUACCAACGUGGAGAUUUGCUCGCAUUGGGCGACCUCGAGCCUGCAAUGAUAGUUUCCGGGCUGCUGUAGAUCGGUCCUAUGAUGCACCAACAUCGGAACACAACGUUAUGGACACAUCUGGUUAUGUGGAGGAGGAGAGCAUGGACAGCGGAUCACUCAAUCACACCCAGUCAAAUUCUGCCAGGUCUUCCUUUAGUAGCGAAAACACCAAUGAAGACUUCCACAGUCUCAGGAAAAAGAAACACAAAGACAAGAAAGGAGGGGGGAUCCUCAAGGGGCUGAUCAGGCUCAGCAAAGGACGGAAAUCCAGUGAGGAGAAUAUUCGCAGGUCAAGAUCAGCGGAACGACCGUCCGAUAGCGAUGUCCGAGCCCGACAGUUGGAUCAAGAGAGAGUCUUGCUGGCGCAGCAGGAACAAGAGAGAAUUAGAGAGUUUGAAGCCAAAAGACGUCAGCAGAUGGAAAUGCUUGAACAACAGCAGCUGAAACAGCAGCUAAAACAACAGCAGCUGUUGGACCAGCAGCAGAAGCUCAUGCAACAGAACAGGCCCAUGUUUUAUGAUCCCCAGUAUAACCAGGAAGGAUUUUCUCACCCAGCCGACCGUGGAAGGGGUGGGGCCGACCAUGGGGGUGGGGCUGACCGAGGGGGUGGGGCCGACCGUGGGGGUGGGGCCGACCGUGGGGGUGGGGCAGACCGAGGGGGAGAACAGCGAGGGGGACAGAGUAGGGCAGAGAAGAUACAAAAGCUUAGGGUACAGCAUCAGCAACAGCACCGGGAACGACAGGGGCAGUACCCACAUGAAGACGUGGAAGAGUUCUAUGAGAGACAGAUUCAGGAAGAGGAGAGAAAGAGGAUGAUGGAGAGAGAGAGGGAGCUGGCAGGAAGACUCAGGCCACCGAGUCGUACAGAGAUGGAGAGAGUUGCACAUGUUCGAAUGGGAUCCCAGGACAGUGCCUCCAACUUUCAUCAGUUCCCCAGCGUCAGCGACGCCAGCGGCUACUCCGAUCAGAGUCAGCACUCACACUUCUCACACAACAACUACCCCCAUCAGAGGGACCGCCCACAGUCUCGGGGGGCGGUGCAGUAUCCCGACCCCCCUCACCGCGAUCGGCCCCCAUCACGUGGACCUCAGCAGUAUGUGGACGAAUGGUACCAAACUCAGCCUGACUUUACAAAUGCCAACAGGCAGACAGCCUUCACAAGACUUAAUCCCCAAAACGGGCCCAAUUUUUAUGGAGACCCUGCCAGAGCAUAUAGAGACCCCAAAUAUCCCGCCAUCGCGGGCCGGAGGCCAGUACAAACAAUAACAGAUCCAAGUUCGGCAAAAGUGUGAUCUUUCGUCAAGGUGUAUUCUGGCAUGAAAGUCAAUUUGUGAAUCCAUGAUCUAAGAAUUUGUCCUGGAUCUUUCCUUCUAAUGGAGUUGAUGCGAAAAGAUGUGAAGUGUCCAUCUGGGUGUGUCAUGACAGACAGCAUGUGUCCAUCUGGGUGUGUCAUGACAGACAGAAUGUGUCCAUCUGGGUGUGUCGUGACAGACAGAAUGUGUCCAUCUGGGUGUGUCGUGACAGACCGAAUGUGUCCAUCUGGGUGUGUCGUGACAGACAGAAUGUGUUCAUCUAGAUGUGUCGUGACAGACAGUAUGUGUCCACCUGGGUAUUGUUUCUCCUUACCAGUGUAAACAUGCAUUUAGUAAGGAUUAAUUCUCAUGAACUCUAUAAUCAAAACAGUAUGUGACUUGGGGUGAAUGGGAAUCCAUGUUGAAUGUUAUCAUGAUGAUGUGCGUGAUUUGAUUAACAAUGAUAAUCUUAACCCUUCCUCUUAGGAAGCACUUGUAAGACAUUAUUCCAGCAAGUAUAUUUUUGCAAUAUUCACUGAAUAUAUACUUCAUGGUAUUCAAAUCACUAUGAAACUUAUUCAUUAUUUUUAGUGGUGGGAAAUCUUUUUACAUGAUUUAUCUCCCCUUGAUAAUUUGUGAUUGUG